UCCGAGACCUUCCUUGUUUUCUCCGGACAGAUGGCUCCCAGCACUGUUUUCAUGGAGCCCGACAACCUGCUGACACCGAAGGAGAAAAACAAACUGAGGAAGCCGGUGGUGGAGAAAAUGCGCCGUGACCGGAUUAACAGCAGCAUCGAGCAGCUGAAAAUGCUCCUAGAGAAGGAGUUUCAGAGACACCAGCCCAACUCCAAGCUGGAGAAAGCCGACAUCCUGGAGAUGACUGUCAGCUACCUGAAACAGCAGAGCCAGCUGCAGAUGAAGACUGCAGGAUCCUUCCAUAAAAGCUCUCAGUUUGACUUCAGAGAGGGCUAUUCCAGGUGUUUGCAAGAAGCUUUCCAUUUCCUCUCUCUUCAUAAAGUCCGAACUGAAACACAGGCCAAACUUCUAAGCCACUUCCAGAAAAGCCAGUCAGCUGCUAUGGAGGCUGCCUUUUCCCCUGGGAAGCCCAGCACCCUGAAGCAAACAUCUCCGAAAGACACCCAUACUCUCUGGAGGCCCUGGUAGUCAGGGGAGUCCUUACUUUGCGGACCUUUGCCUUUUACAGUCUAGAGGAAGGAGCUGACUGCAGCUGAUAGUCCAGCUCUUAUCCUCUCUUCUGUAGGGAAUUUUAUUUCCCCGUGUAUUUUAUUUAUGUGUGAAAAGAAUGGCAUACUUUGACUUUUAUGCGAUCCUUUGGCAAAAGUUUAGGCAUUCUGUUGAGUGGUAUCGAAGCUGUGUAAAUGCUGGUGAUAACAGUACACAGCAUGCUGCCCCGUCAGGGGGCAAAUGUCUUCAAAAUGGAGGAGGGCAUUUUUGUAAAUGUUACAGUUGUGACGGACAAGAAUUGCUGUAGGAGAGAUUUCUCUAAUAUUGCUUGUAAGAGCCAUCAGCUUUGCUCUGGCUUGACUAGCAACUCGUUUGCCCAGUCACUCCGGAGGAUGAAUUUUCUACCCUUUAGUUCAUGCACACUUGAUUAAAAUUCAUUUCCCUCUGUUUGCUGGUAACUUGUACAGCAUCAAAGAUGGUUUUUGUUUUGUUCUGGAUUUUUCCCCAAUGACCCUUUCAUAGUCCUAGUAUGUACAGUGUGAUGGAUGAACAGAAGCUAGGAAACUACGUGGAAUAUUUCUACUAUUUUUCUGCUUUUUUCGAUUUAGAAAAAGAGUAUGUUACUGCUUUAUGUUAAAGAAAAGGUAGUAGGUAAAAGGCUUGAUUUGUCAAUGUUAUACAUUUUGGGUGUAAGUUAUGCUUUUUCGAGCAUUUUCAUUAUAAUAAUGAUUUUUGUUUGUAUUGAGUGGUUUAAUUCAUGGUGGAUAGUGUUUCUCCCACUACUGGGACAGCCGUAUGGCUUCCAUGCAUACUAUGUAUGCGUCUCUGUGUUUGUAGAGAGCAAUAAAAUGCAUUUGUGUGCAA
This is a messenger RNA of Pterocles gutturalis (yellow-throated sandgrouse), 1401 nucleotides long. Its product is annotated as transcription factor HES-5-like. The coding region runs from base 31 to 516 and encodes 161 amino acids. Gene Ontology annotation, cellular component: nucleus. The transcript is spliced from 3 exons. The record is from RefSeq and is a predicted model, not a curated record. Gene Ontology annotation, biological process: regulation of neurogenesis; regulation of transcription by RNA polymerase II; anterior/posterior pattern specification. NCBI's taxonomy places the organism in Eukaryota, Metazoa, Chordata, Aves, Pterocliformes, Pteroclidae. Gene Ontology annotation, molecular function: DNA-binding transcription factor activity, RNA polymerase II-specific; RNA polymerase II cis-regulatory region sequence-specific DNA binding; protein dimerization activity.